GCAGCAGCAGCAGCAGCAGCAGCAGCAACAACAGCCCCCGAGCCGGCGCCGGCUCCGUCGUGCGCCCUGGCCGGCGCCUCGCCUUGCCACGGCGUCUCCUUCCAGAUCCAGAUCGGGCUGACCCGCGAGUUCGUCCUGCUGCCUGCAUCUUCCGAUCUUGCCCACGUCAAGCAACUGGCGUGCUCCAUCGUGGAUCAGAAGUUCCCUGAGUGCGGCUUCUACUGCCUCUACGACAAGAUUCUGCUCUUCAAGCACGACCCGUCCUCGGCCAACAUCCUGCAGCUGGUCAGAGCCGCCAGCGACAUCCAGGAAGGGGACCUGGUGGAGGUGGUGCUCUCAGCUUCCGCCACUUUUGAGGACUUCCGGAUCCGACCACACGCCCUCAGUGUGCACUCCUAUCGUGCUCCGGCUUUCUGCGACCACUGUGGCGAGAUGCUCUUCGGAUUGGUACGCCAAGGUCUCAAGUGUGAUGGCUGUGGGCUGAACUACCACAAGCGCUGCGCCUUCAGCAUCCCCAACAACUGCAGCGGAGCCCGGAAGCGCCGCCUCUCCUCCACCUCCUUGGCCAACUCUCAGUCCCUGCGCCUCUCCAUCACGGACUCCUUGCCCUGCAGCUCCGAAGAUCUGACUAGGAGCCUGAUAGAGACCUUCCCCCGCCGGCUCACUUCCUCCACCUACAUCGGCCGCCCCAUUGAGCUAGACAAGCUCUUCCUCUCGAAGGUCAAGGUGCCUCACACCUUCCUCAUCCACUCCUACACCCGGCCCACCGUCUGCCAGUACUGCAAGAAGCUCCUCAAAGGCCUCUUCCGCCAGGGCCUCCAAUGCAAAGAUUGCAAGUUCAACUGCCACAAACGUUGCGCGACUCGGGUGCCCAAUGACUGCCUGGGAGAGACGCUGUUUAAUGGCGGAGAUGUGCAGAUGGAAGAAGCCAGCGACCUCAGUGAGGCCGAUAAGAACUCGCUCAUGGAUGAAUCGGACGACUCUGGAAUCAUCCCCGGGUCCCAUUCAGAGAACGAGAUGAGGAUGGGCGAGGACUCUGACGACAGCAAGUCCCGGGGCUCCAUGGGCUACAUCCCCCUGAUGCGAGUGGUCCAGUCGGUCCGGCAAACGACCCGCAAGUCCAGCACGGCUCUGAAGGAAGGCUGGGUGGUUCACUUCAGCAACAAGGACACCCUGCGGAAACGCCAUUACUGGCGACUGGACAGCAAAUGCCUCACUCUCUUCCAAAACAACACCAGCAGUCGCUACUACAAGGAGAUUCCGCUCUCGGAGAUCUUGGCCGUGGGCCCGGCCCAGGACUUCUCCCUGCUGCCUUCGGGCGCCAACCCUCACUGCUUUGAAAUCACCACGGCCAAAGCGACCUACUACGUGGGGGAAAACGGCGCCCCUAGCAACCACCAGCAUGCUGGGGACAGCCUGGAGAACGCCAGGACGUGGGAGAACGCCAUCCGGCAGGCCCUCAUGCCGGUCGUCCUCCAAGGGGCCCCGAGCGCUCAAGGGGAGGCGCCCCACAGGCAAGCGUCAUUACGAAUCUCUGUGUCCAACAGCCAGAUCCAGGAGAAUGUGGAUAUCGCUACCGUCUACCAGAUCUUCCCGGAUGAAGUUUUGGGCUCUGGGCAAUUUGGCGUCGUCUACGGAGGGAAACACCGGAAGACGGGCCGGGACGUGGCGGUGAAAGUGAUUGACAAGCUCCGCUUCCCCACCAAGCAGGAGAGCCAACUGCGCAACGAGGUCGCCAUCUUGCAGAGCCUGAGGCACGCCGGGAUCGUGAACCUGGAGUGCAUGUUCGAGACGCCGGAGAAAGUCUUUGUGGUGAUGGAGAAGCUCCACGGAGACAUGCUGGAAAUGAUCCUGUCUUCGGAAAAGGGCCGGCUGCCUGAGAGACUCACCAAAUUCCUCAUCACGCAGAUCCUGGUGGCUCUGCGGCAUCUGCAUUUCAAGAACAUCGUGCAUUGCGACCUGAAACCCGAGAACGUCCUUUUGGCUUCGGCCGAGCCGUUCCCUCAGGUGAAGCUGUGCGACUUUGGCUUCGCCCGCAUCAUUGGCGAGAAGUCCUUCCGCCGCUCGGUCGUGGGCACCCCGGCCUACCUGGCGCCUGAGGUCCUGCUGAACCAGGGCUACAACCGCUCUCUGGACAUGUGGUCAGUGGGAGUCAUCAUGUACGUCAGCCUCAGCGGCACGUUCCCGUUCAACGAAGACGAGGACAUCAACGACCAGAUCCAGAAUGCCGCCUUUAUGUACCCAGCUAACCCCUGGCGCCAGAUCUCAGUUGGAGCCAUUGAUCUGAUCAACAACCUCCUCCAGGUGAAGAUGAGGAAACGUUACAGUGUCGAUAAAUCGCUCAGCCACUCUUGGCUACAGGAUUAUCAAACGUGGCUGGAUCUGCGGGAGCUGGAGACCAAGAUGCGCGAGCGCUACAUCACCCACGAGAGCGACGAUGCCCGGUGGGAACAGUUUGCCGCCGAGCACAGUGUGCCGUACCCUGACCACUUGCGGGUCCGGCGGCUCCACGAGGAGGAGGAGGACGAACAACAGCGGGAAGUGGAGAUGAAGGGCUUGACCGAGAGGGUCAGUGUGCUCUGAGCUCCUCCUGCUUACGGGAAGCUCAAAUGAAGGACGGACAGGCAUGCGGAAUCUCGGGCACGGCAUCAGCUCCGCCCCCUGGGGGCGGGGCCUUGUUCUGAAGGAGGCGGCAGCUCCCCCUGCUGGCAGUGCCAGGGAACACACUCUCAGAACUUUGCUCCACUUCACACCCAGAGUUCUCCGAUUCUCUCCGGUUCACUUAUUUCGGGGGGCGUCAUUGCGAGAGAUCGGAAGCUGCUGAAGUAGAGGGAAUGAAUGUUGGGCAUCUUGGGACAGGCGGGGCGGAGAAUGAGCCGGGCGUUGUUCUGGUGCCUAAGGAGGGCAUUGCAAUUCUUGACGGAGGGGGAAAAAAUGUUGGGGACCCCCCAUCAAUAGAAGUUAUGGGGGUGUUUAGGUUCUGAAAUCAUCUGCCUCUUGUUCUCCCGCUGGUUUCCAGUUUGGAACAGGAGUAUGUCUCUCGGGUCAGCCGCAAAACUCACUUUGAAUAGUCCAGUGGAGAAAGGACUACCUCCAU
Molecule: messenger RNA, 3097 nt
Organism: Lacerta agilis (Sand lizard)
Lineage: Eukaryota; Metazoa; Chordata; Lepidosauria; Squamata; Lacertidae
Gene: PRKD2
Product: protein kinase D2
Exons: 18
Coding region: 433-2583 (716 amino acids)
Biological process (GO): protein phosphorylation
Molecular function (GO): ATP binding; protein serine/threonine kinase activity
Source: RefSeq, a predicted model, not a curated record